AUGGGAAUUGAACUUUUGGAACAAGAAAUAGCUAAUGAGACUUCUGAACCUGAACGCGAUUUAAAUCGUGAGGUGAACGGGAAUGGGAUUCUUGAAAUGUCUGAAAUCGAUAGAGUACGAAACCUUGAAGAACCCUUUACUAAUGAAUUAACGGAGAAUAAUGUACCUAUAUUAAGACGUCGAGGUGGAUCAACUUUACAAAUGUCAAAUAAAUCGUCACAGUCAACAAGUUUUGUAACUGGUUUGUCUUCAACGACUUCGUCCUCUGCAGGUGAAGGAAGUAGUCGUGCCGUCAGAAGUUCACAGAGUAAAAAUGAUGAUAUUCACUCAAAUAAUAACUCUGAAUACGAAUGUAACAUAUGUUUUGAUACAGCAUCAUCACCUGUUCUAACUUUGUGUGGACAUUUAUUUUGUUGGCCAUGCUUACAUCAAUGGUUAGAAGCACAAUCCCAAAAUCCAUUAUGUCCCGUAUGCAAGGCAGGAUGUGGACAAGAUAAAGUGAUACCAAUAUAUGGAAGAGGGAAAGAGGCCAAAGAUCCAAGACAAAAUUUGGAUAUCCCAAAUCGUCCAGCAGGUCAAAGACCUCAACCACAAAGAGAUCCGAAUCAACCAGGUGCACAAUUUUUUCCUGUUUCAUCAUUUCAUUCCAAUACAUUUGGUCCGCAUUUUUCAAUUUCUGCCAGUGCAAUAUUUCCAUCGUUAUUUGGAGCACAGUUUAAUUUUCCUCCUCCCAAUGGACCCCAUUCACCACAACAAGCCUUUGUGUCAAGGCUCCUUUUGAUGUUGGCUGUCUUAUUCUCAUUAUGUUUUUACUUUAUUAAAUGA
Messenger RNA from Funneliformis geosporum, 825 nucleotides. NCBI's taxonomy places the organism in Eukaryota, Fungi, Glomeromycota, Glomeromycetes, Glomerales, Glomeraceae. The record is from the annotation of a GenBank genome assembly.